Messenger RNA from Trichobilharzia regenti, 1064 nucleotides. The record is from the annotation of a GenBank genome assembly. NCBI's taxonomy places the organism in Eukaryota, Metazoa, Platyhelminthes, Trematoda, Strigeidida, Schistosomatidae.
UGGGUUUAUACUAGCGCGUAAAAACGAUAUUGGAUAUUGGAUACUAAGCGCGAGUUUAGUAAGUGCGCUACUUGUGCAAUGAUGAUUCGCUCUGUCUCAUUCGUCACCAAUAAUCUACUGAGAGCACACUCAAAACUCAUUACAAGUCUGUACGCGAAACAGUGUGCCAAACACUCUACUAAUCCAGAAUAUGCAAAUAAAACUGAGCCAUAUGAAGUUUUUAAGUCCCGUUUCGUGAACGCAUUCGAUGAUCCGAAGAUUGACGGUUGGUGGGCUCGAACAUGGAUGCAAAGACUUCACCUUGAAGAUGCUGUGCCACCCCCAGAAGUUGUGAUAAGUGGUCUCAAAGCAUGUAGACGCCUAAAUGACAUCGCACUUGCUAUUAGGUUCAUGGAAGCCGUUAAGUUCAAAUGUCAAGUUUGUAAAGGCGCAUGGGAAUGGCUUCAGAAAGAAGUGGAACCCACCAUGAAAGAACUGGGUCUACCAACUCUAGAACAACUUGGUUAUGACAAACCCGAAUUGGCAUUAUUGGACCAUGAUGAGUAGUAGAAGCACUCUGUAAUUUAGCCAAAUACACAUAGAACUAUUCUGCCUACUAAAGUUCAUGCUUAUUCAUACUAUAGAAAGUUGGUGUGCAGUGCAGCUUAUAAUGGGGUCCUCUAAAGCUACGUAUUACUCAAACAGUCCGUCGACUUCAUUAAUACUACCACAUAUUAGUAUAGUUAGGAUAGUUGUAAUUGUUCAAUCUCACGCCUGACAAUGAGUAAAUAUAUUUGAAAUCGUGGUAUUGUUCUUUCAUCCGAUGUUCGCAAUUGGUUUUCGCUACACAUGUCGACUAGUUUAAAGACGACUAUUUAGUGCCACUUCGUUAUAACGCUUUCAGCGACACAAUAACUUUAACUGUGGUUGACUUUGCAAUGUGGGUUAGACUUCCAUCUGUAGGGAUGCAAACUUCGUUCAUUUCAUGCUUAUAGCUUCAUUUAUGUACUAUGAAGAACAUUGUAAUCAUAUGGAGGGAUUACUUGUGAUAUGCAUGCUUUUUAUCCGUAAAUAGUCGUUAAGAU